Messenger RNA from Acanthosepion pharaonis, 4470 nucleotides. The record is from the annotation of a GenBank genome assembly. Lineage: Eukaryota; Metazoa; Mollusca; Cephalopoda; Sepiida; Sepiidae.
AUGUCUUUCUUUCUUUUGCCUUUCUUCUCUUUCCCCAGUGUCUUUCUUUUUCUUUGCCUUUUCUUUCUUUCUUUUUCCCCAAUGUCUUUCUUUCUUUGCCUUUUCAUUUCUCCUUUCCCCAAUGUCUUUCUUUUCUUUGCCUUUCUUUCUUUCUUUCCCCAAUGUCUUUCUUUCAUUGCCUUUUUUUCUCUUUUCCCCAAUGUCUUUCUUUUUUUGCCUUUUCUUUUCUCGCUUUCCCCAAUGUCUUUCUUUCAUUGCCUUUUUCUUUCUCACUUUCCCCAAUGUCUUUCUUUUUUUGCCUUUCUUUCUCGCUUUCCCCAAUGUCUUUCUUUCAUUGCCUUUCUUUCUCCUUUUCCCCAAUGUCUUUCUUUCUUUUGCCUUUCUUUCUCUCCUUUUUCCCAAUGUCUUUCUUUCAUUGCCUUUCUUUCUCGUUUCCCCAAUGUCUUUCUUUCUUUGCCUUUCUUUCUCCUUUUCCCAAUGUCUUUCUUUCUUUGCCUUUCUUUCUCCUUUCCCCAAUGUCUUUCUUUCUUUGCCUUUCUUUCUUUCUUUCCCCAAUGUCUUUCUUUUCCUUUUCUUUCUCCUUUCCCCAAUGUCUUUCUUUCUUUGCCAAUCUUUCUCUUUCCCCAAUGUCUUUCUUUUUUGCUUUUCUUUCUUUUCCCCAAUGUCUUUCUUUCUUUGCCUUUCUUUCUCCUUUUCCCCAAUGUCUUUCUUUCUUUUGCCUUUCUUUUCUUUCGCUUUCCCCAAUGUCUUUCUUUUUUGCCUUUCUUUCUCCUUUUCCCAAUGUCUUUCUUUUUUUUGCCUUUCUUUCUCCUUUCCUUUCUUUCUUUCUUUUUUGCCUUUCUUUUCUCGCUUUCCCCAAUGUCUUUCUUUUUUUGCCUUUCUUUCUCCUUUCCCCAAUGUCUUUCUUUCUUUGCCUUUCUUUCUCUUUCCCCAAUGUCUUUCCCCUUUCUUUCUCGCUUUCCCAAUGUCUUUCUUUCUUUGCCUUUCUUUCUCACUUUCCCCAAUGUCUUUCUUUCUUUUUGCCUUUCUUUCUCCUUUCCCCAAUGUCUUUCUUUUUUUGCCUUUCUUUCUCGCUUUCCCCAAUGUCUUUCUUUCUUUGCCUUUCUUUCUCCUUUCCCCAAUGUCUUUUCUUUCUUUUGCCUUUCUUUCUUUUUCCCCAAUGUCUUUCUUUGUUUGCCUUUCUUUCUCCUUUUCCCAAUGUCUUUCUUUGUUUGCCUUUCUUUCUCGCUUUCCCAAUGUCUUUCUUUCUUUUGCCUUUCUUUCUUUUUUCCCCAAUGUCUUUCUUUGUUUGCCUUUCUUUCUCCUUUCCCCAAUGUCUUUCUUUUUUGUUUGCCUUUUUUCUUUCUCGCUUUCCCCAAUGUCUUUCUUUUCUUUGCCUUUCUUUCUCCUUUCCCCAAUGUCUUUCUUUGUUUGCCUUUCUUUUCUCCUUUCCCCAAUGUCUUUCUUUCUUUGCCUUUCUUUCUCUCUUUCCCCAAUGUCUUUCUUUGUUUGCCUUUCUUUCUCCCUUUCCCCAAUGUCUUUCUUUCUUUGCCUUUCUUUCUCUCUUUCCCCAAUGUCUUUCUUUCUUUGCCUUUCUUUCUCCUUUCCCCAAUGUCUUUCUUUCUUUUUUCUUUCUCGCUUUCCUUUUCUUUCUUUCUUUCCCCAAUGUCUUUCUUUCUUUUGCCUUUCUUUCUCCGCUUUCCCCAAUGUCUUUCUUUCAUUGCCUUUCUUUCUCCUUUCCCCAAUGUCUUUCUUUCUUUGCCUUUCUUUGGUCUUUCUUUCUUUUUUUUCCCCAAUGUCUUUCUUUCUUUGCCUUUCUUUCUCUCUUUUCCCAAUGUCUUUCUUUCUUUUGCCUUUUCUUUCUCUUUUUCCCCAAUGUCUUUCUUUUUUGCCUUUCUUUCUCGCUUUCCCCAAUGUCUUUCUUUUUUGCCUUUCUUUCUCCUUUCCCCAAUGUCUUUCUUUCCUUUCUUUCUCCUUUCCCAAUGUCUUUCUUUCUUUGCCUUUCUUUCUUGUUUUCCCCAAUGUCUUUCUUUGUUUGCCUUUCUUUCUCGCUUUCCCCAAUGUCUUUCUUUCUUUGCCUUUCUUUCUCGCUUUCCCCAAUGUCUUUCUUUCUUUGCCUUUCUUUCUCGCUUUCCCCAAUGUCUUUCUUUCUUUGCCUUUCUUUCUCGCUUUCCCCAAUGUCUUUCUUUCUUUGCCUUUCUUUCUCGCUUUCCCCAAUGUCUUUCUUUGUUUGCCUUUCUUUCUCGCUUUCCCCAAUGUCUUUCUUUCUUUGCCUUUCUUUCUCCUUUCCCCAAUGUCUUUCUUUUUCUUUGCCUUUCUUUCUCGCUUUCCCCAAUGUCUUUCUUUCUUUGCCUUUUCUUUCUCCUUUCCCCAAUGUCUUUCUUUUUCUUUGCCUUUUUUCUUUCUUUUUUCCCCAAUUGUCUUUCUUUCAUUGAUUUUCUUUCUUUCCUCUUUCCCCAAUGUCUUUCUUUCUUUUUUCUUUCUUUUCCCCAAUGUUUUCUUUCCCCAGUGUUCUCUUUCCCCAAUGUCUUUCUUUCUUUUUCUUUCUUUCUCGCUUUUCCAAUGUCUUUCUUUCUUUGCCUUUUCUUUUCUCCUUUCCCCAAUGUCUUUCUUUCUUUUGCCUUUCAUUCUUUCUUUCCCAAUUUCUUUCUUUCUUUCUUUGCCUUUCUUUCUCCCUUUCCCCAAUGUCUUUCUUUCUUUGCCUUUCUUUCUCGCUUUCCCCAAUGUCUUUCUUUCUUUGGCUUUCUUUCUCCUUUUCCCCAGUGUCUUUCUUUCAUUUUUUCUUUCUCCUUUCCCCAAUGUCUUUCUUUCUUUGCUUUUCUUUCUCCUUUCCCAAUGUCUUUCUUUCUUUGCCUUUCUUUCUCGCUUUCUCCAAUGUCUUUCUUUUCAUUGAUUUUCUUUCUCCUUUUCCCAAUGUCUUUCUUUGUUUGCCUUUCAUUCUCUUUUCUUUUGCUUUCCCCAAUGUCUUUAUUUCUUUGCCUUUCUUUCUCCUUUCCCCAAUGUCUUUCUUUCUUUGCCUUUCUUUUUUUCGUCUUUCCCCAAUGUCUUUCUUCCUUUGCCUUUCUUUUCUUUCUCGCUUUCCCCAAUGUCUUUCUUUCUUUUGCCUUUCUUUCUUUUCUCCUUUCCCAAUGUCUUUCUUUUUCUUUCUUUUUUGCCUUUCUUUCUCCUUUCCCCAAUGUCUUUCUUUCUUUGCCUUUCUUUCUCCUUUCCCCAAUGUCUUUCUUUCUUUGCCUUCCUUUCUCGCUUUCCCCAAUGUCUUCCUUUCUUUGCCGUUCUUUUCUCCUUUCCCCAAUGUCUUUCUUUGUUUGCCUUUCUUUCUCCUUUCCCCAAUGUCUUUCUUUGCUUUUCCUUUCUUUCUCCUUUCCCCAAUGUCUUUCUUUCUUUGCCUUUCUUUCUCCUUUCCCCAAUGUCUUUUUUCUUUGCCUUCCUUUCUCGUUUUCCCCAAUGUCUUUCUUUCAUUGUCUUUUUUCUUUCUCGCUUUCCCCAAUGUCUUUCUUUUUUCUUUGCCUUUCUUUCUCGCUUUCCCCAAUGUCUUUCUUUCUUUUGCCUUUUCUUUCUCGCUUUCCCAGUGUCUUUCUUUCAUUGAUUUUCUUUCUCCUUUCCCCAAUGUCUUUCUUUUCUUUGCCUUUCAUUCUCCUUUCCCCAAUGUCUUUCUUUGUUUGCCUUUCUUUCUUUUCCCCAGUGUCUUUCCCCAAUGUCUUUCUUUUUUUGCCUUUCUUUCUCCUUUCCCCAAUGUCUUUCUUUUCAUUGAUUUUUUCUCUUUCUUUCCCCAAUGUCUUUCUUUGUUUGCCUUUCUUUUCUCCUUUCCCCAAUGUCUUUCUUUUUUGUUUGCCUUUCUUUCUCCUUUCCCCAAUGUCUUUCUUUUUUUUGCCUUUCUUUCUCCUUUCCCAAUGUCUUUCUUUCUUUGCCUUUCUUUCUCGCUUUCCCCAAUGUCUUUCUUUCUUUGCCUUUCUUUCUCGCUUUCCCCAAUGUCUUUCUAUCAUUGCCUUUCUUUCUCGCUUUCCCCAAUGUCUUUCUUUCUUUGCCUUUCUUUCUCGUUUUCCCCAAUGUCUUUCUAUCAUUGCCUUUCUUCUCCUUUCCCCAAUGUCUUUCUUUCUUUUGCCUUUCUUUCUCCUUUUCCCAAUGUCUUUCUUUCUUUGCCUUUCUUUCUCGCUUUCCCCAAUGUCUUUCUUUCAUUGCCUUUAUUUCUCGCUUUCCCCAAUGUCUUUCUUUCUUUGCCUUUCUUUCUCGUUUUCCCCAAUGUCUUUCUAUCAUUGCCUUUCUUUCUCGCUUUCCCCAAUGUCUUUCUUUCUUUGCCUUUCUUUCUCGCUUUCCCCAAUGUCUUUCUUUCUUUGCCUUUCUUUCUCGCUUUCCCCAAUGUCUUUCUUUCUUUGCUGUUCUUUCUUGGUUUCCACAAUAUCUUUCUUUCUUUGCCUUUCUUUCUCGCUUUCCCGAAUGUCUUUCUUUCUUUGCCUUUCUUUCUCGCUUUCUCCAAUGUCUUUCUUUCAUUGA